AUGCACCAAGAAAUAAGAGUGCUUGAGGAGAUAGAAGCUGAAGAGCGUGAUGAGGAGGAUGAGAUGGGGAUGCUGGAUGAGAACAGCAAUGGUGUGGAGGAGGAGGAGGAUGUGGGAGGGGGGCAGGAUGAGGCAGCAACAGCAGGAGCUGAUACUGGGGAAACUGCAGGGGAUGAAUCUGCAGAAAAUGUUCAAACAGGUGCUGUCGUGCUGUACGGUGUGGAUGACCUUGAGCGGCAGCUGACCUUGCAGCUGCGCAGGUUCCGCCAGGAACAGCAGGCGCAGCAGAGACAGCUGGAGGAACAGCUGCAGCGCAGGCGGCAGGAGGAGGACAGCUGGCGGAUGGAACAGGAGCAGCGCAGCAGGAAGAGGGAUGCAGAGUUUCACAAACAACAGGAACAGCUGGAGAAACACAAAGAAGAGGAACAAGCCAAGCUCGAUGCUCAGCUGCAGGAGGAGGAGAGGAGGAAAGAUGAGUUGCUACGGCAACAGGAACAGCAGAUACAGCAGCUGUCCCAACAAACUGCCGAGGAAAAAGCUGCAUUCUACAAACAACAGGAAGAGGAAAAUAAGCGUUUGGAGACACAAAAACAGAAAUCUGCAGCAAAGAUACAGGCCGCAUUCAAGAGCUACAAAGUGAGGAAAAUCCAUGGUCCAGUCUUGAAGGAAAAACGAGAAAACAGGAAAAAGUCCUGGGCUUUGAACAGGCAACUGGAGAUAGAGAAACACAAAAAGGAAGAAGAGUUGAAACAAAGACUGGAUGAACAAGAAAGAAAAAGAAAGGAAGAUGAGAAGAGAAAAGAAGAAGAGAGGAAAAAGCAGGAGGAAGAAGAAAGAAGAAGAAAGGACCAAGAGGAGAAGGAAAGAAUAGAGGAAGAAAGAAAAAGACAGGAAGAGGAAAAGAGAAGAAUUGAGGAAGAAGCAAAAAGGAAACAGGAGGAGGAAGAGAGAAGAAAAAAGGAAGAAGAAAGGAAAAAGGAAGAGGAAAUAAAGAGAAGGGAAGAAGAGGAAAGGAAAAGGCAAGAGGAAGAAAAGAAGAAACUGGAAGAGAAGAAAAGAGAAGAGGAAGCAGAAAGGAAGGAAAAAGAGGAACAACUCCGCAGAAUACAAGAGGAAGAAGAAAAAAGGAAAUUGGAAGAAGAGCAAGAAAAGAGAAGGCAAGAGGAAGAACAGAAGAGAUUGGAAGAAGAAGCAAAGAUAAGAAAGGAAGCUGAAGAAAAACUAAAGACUAUAGAAAAUGUGGAAACUAAUGAUCCUGGACAGCUAAAUAAUAAAUUGAAGGGAAAUUCAAAAGACAAUUCUCAUGUAGAGAGAACAGUACUUACACAAGAGGACAUGACGGCCAUUGCUGACGACCUUGAAAGAAGACGUCUCCAGUGGAUGGAGUCGUGUCGGCCGUGGAGUCAGGUUUCCGCAGAGUUGAAGCGAAGGAAACCCAAGAAAGGUGGGAGGGGGGCGGCCAAACAUGCCUCCGCUAAGAACCUACCAGAACUGACGGCUGAACAGUUACUGAAGGCAUCAAAGCCAGGAACACCACUGGACAAGGUUGAGGAGGUGAAUAUUGCGGGUCUGACAGGGUGCAGCCUGUCCCGCCUGUCGGAGUGUCCAGGUCUCCUCUCCAUCUCUGUUAACCAGUGUGAAGCUCAGGUAUUGUAUGGUGUUCAGAGGUUCACCAGCUUACAGCACAUCAACGUGAGCCAGAACCGGUUGACUGUGCUGGUUUGUUCCGGUUGUGCCAGUCUGAACCGCCUUCUGGCAGCACACAACCAGCUGUCCUCCAUACAGGGGCUCGACGGGUGCAACGACCUACAGGUCCUUGACCUCAGCCACAACAAGAUCACAAGAAUAGGUGGCCUAGACAGCUGUGUGCACCUGCAGCAUCUGGACCUGUCCCACAACCAGCUGAUCAGCCUGCGGGGGCUGCAGCUGGUCCCCACCCUCCUGCACCUGGACGCCUCUCACAACCACCUGUCGGCCGCAGAACACCUGCAGGACUGUGGACUGCUGCAGCAUCUUAACCUGGCAAGCAAUACUCUGACUAAGCCUCCAAGUCUAAACAACCAUGUCCUUCUGCGAAGCCUGGUGCUGGAUGACAACAGCAUCUCCAGUCUGGAUGUGCUGUCUACUGCCUGGCUGCCACUGCUGUCACUGCUGUCAGUCAAACAGAACAGCCUGACUCAGGUGAGUUCCUUGUGCCACCUGAUCCUGCUGGAGCACCUGGACGUGAGCUGCAACCAGCUGGAAGAUGUGUCAGGUGUCGCAGGUGGCGUGUCCGCCUGUGGCCGGCUGCACACGCUGAACGUGGCAGGGAACCCUCUGACUGAGGAUCAAAGUUACAGAUCUGACCUAGUGGCAGCUAUACCGAGCCUGUGUCAGCUGGAUGGUGAGGAGAUACAGCAGAGAAGUAGUGCAGCAAGAGCCACGGAACUCCCAUUUGUGAGGAUGUGCCUCAACCAAAGAACACAGUUGGACAACAUGAGCCACAGACAUGAUGCAAAACUCAAGGAAGCUGAACAGUCAGGUGAUGUGAGGAGCUGCUUGGCAGUUCAGCACGCACAUCAUGAGGAGUGCUACCAGCUGGCCGUGGAGCACAGAUAUGCUCACGAGUAUGGAGAAAUGGACUCAUCCGGAGAAACGGCCUCAUCCAGAGCAGCGCUCUCAGGGAAAGACACAGGGGUACAGGAUCUUGGUCAAACAACAGGCAACAAGAAACCACAGUUAGAUAAAGUUCCUCCAGUGGCAAAUGUGGUCACUGAUAGCAGAACUCAAAGUGCCACAUCUGUUGGUAGAAUUACAGCAAAACAUGAAGAAGACUCUACUCAGAGGGUUGCAGGAAAAGUUGUCACUACUUCAGGUGGAAGAACGUCUACAGGUGCUAGCUCCUUGCAGCAGGACUCUUCAGGGGCUUUGAAAAGUGUUGCAGCUGUAAGGAUCCAGUCUGUGUGGAGAGGGUACAGUGUGAGGCGGGACAUCAGACAGCACACCCAGGAAUGGCUGGAGGCUAACACCAUUCAGGAAGCUGCUACAAAAAUCCAGGCUGUAUGGAGAGGCCACAGACUGAGACUGCGGCUGAAGCGAGCCCUGCAGGCUGCCAGAUGGGAGGAUGAUGAUGAUAUCGAUGAUGAUGAUGAUGAGUUUGGAGAAGUGGACCUGUCCUCGUUUGACCUGCAGGCUGCCGAGCUGGACCAGGCCUGGGCGCCCCCACAAACACCCACCCUGCCUACAAGACAUGCUGUUCUUGGCUCAGCGUCAUCCAAGCAUCAGGACAGAGCACAGCCUGUAUGGGACACCCGUCAGGCGUGGCAGGGGGCCCCCAACCCUCCCCCUCCCAGCCCCAAACACCCCCUCCCCCCUGUCAAACCCCCCAGCAGGGCGAGCAGUGCCUCCUCCCAACACCACCCAACCCCUCCGACCAGCAGACUGGGCAGUGUGAUCAGCACGAAGAGUGAACAGCUGACGGAGGAGUGGGGGUUCAAGUCAGGCACCACGGCCGAGCUCAUGAUGAAGAGAGCUCGCAGGAUGAAGGCACGCAAGAAGAAAACUUUAGACCCCCAUCAGAGGCUGGCCUUGCAGCGUAAGCUGGCAGAGAAGGAAGCCCCGCCUACUGUCCGGGCUCCUCCCAGGAGACAGCCCAACAGGGUCGACUACUUCAGAGGUUCAUCAGAAGAACAGGCAGCACGGGAACCCUGCCUCGUCUGGAUCCUGACAUCAUCGCUACUGGGAGGGUACAACUCGUGAGAACGCCCCCGGCUGCACAGAUGGAUGGACUGGAGCUGGAAUCUGUGGACGGGACGUCUGCUUCAGACCUACAGUCCCAUAGGGAGAGGAGACACUCCAUAGACGGGGACAGUCCAAGGGAGACACAGUUUGAGCCAAGCCCACCCAAGACAAAUUCGGCGCCGUCGCAAAAGUUACGGGAGCGGCUAUCGCGUCACAGCGACGCAGACAAGAAUGCAGCAUGGGGCUCCGGGCGACGCAGAAUACAGCUCUUCAAAAUGUAGUUCAGCAAAGUGGAUUUGUCUGUGGAACAGAAUUCUGUUACAUUUUGAAGAACAUCUGACAAGAAUUCUAAAUUUCAACUUUCAAUAAAGUUCAUCUGAGUCAGCAUAGAAGUCAUUCUGUAAAAGAUUAAGCUGUAAUUUCCAACACAAGAAUUAGACCUACCCAAAUUGGAGUCACUUCAAUUGGUGAAGUAGUUUUCCUUGACAAAGACUUGAGUUGAUCAGUCAAAAACUCUGGUCAGUCCAAUUUCAUUUCUUGGAAAUUUCAGUCUAACCCUUUUCAGAAAAAUUCUAAUGUCUCUUAAUGUGAUUGUGACCGAACAUUUGUUACAUUGUACAUACAAAGAACAACCUAUACAGGUUUAGUAUGUACAUUUAUUGUUUACUGACAAAUGCUGCUUACAGAAUUCAGCAUUUUGUCUUUUACACACUGCUUGAGGUUAAGGUUAAGUCACUUAUUGUGCAAGAGUUUUUAGGAAUACUUUUUACUGUAUAAUUUUGAGUGAAUUCUGAACCAGACAUUUCUAUGUUGUACAUAUCUAUCUUCUGAUGAUACUAAUUGAAUGUAUAUGUAUAUUAUGGAUUGAUUUAUUCAUGACUUAACGAUAUGUGCUUUUUUGAUUGACAUAUCAGGGGUCGAUUUGUAAUAUACAUUGUACCAGUUGUUUAAUUCAUGCACAAUAUUACUAUCAGGCAACCACAUCACUAAUAACUGUAGGUGGUAGUUUUGCCUUGUUGAACAAACUAUUAUAAUAAUAAUUAUCAUGAUUUUUUACUUGGAAAUUGUUGCAAACUUGCCAGUCUGUCAUUUGUGUCUAGUAUAAAGGGGCUUAAUUAGAUAUAUGUAUAGUAUUAGUUCAAAUUGACUGUGUAUGUUUUAAUGUGUACGAGCAUAAGAGCUGUUUUAUUGGAAUUUGGCACUUUUUGGCGUUGUGAAUUCUGAACUCUGCUUGCACUAUGCUGCUAGAUAUAAAACCUACAUUGUUAACAUGCACAUGUGUAAAAUGCUUCAUGAAAAAGAGUAAAUAAACUUUUAU
Molecule: messenger RNA, 5038 nt
Organism: Branchiostoma floridae (Florida lancelet)
Lineage: Eukaryota; Metazoa; Chordata; Leptocardii; Amphioxiformes; Branchiostomatidae
Product: leucine-rich repeat and IQ domain-containing protein 1-like
Molecular function (GO): protein binding
Source: RefSeq, a predicted model, not a curated record